Molecule: messenger RNA, 3763 nt
Organism: Ceratotherium simum simum (southern white rhinoceros)
Lineage: Eukaryota; Metazoa; Chordata; Mammalia; Perissodactyla; Rhinocerotidae
Gene: TXNRD1
Product: thioredoxin reductase 1
Biological process (GO): glutathione metabolic process; cell redox homeostasis; cellular response to oxidative stress
Cellular component (GO): cytosol; mitochondrion
Molecular function (GO): flavin adenine dinucleotide binding; thioredoxin-disulfide reductase (NADPH) activity; glutathione-disulfide reductase (NADPH) activity
Source: RefSeq, a predicted model, not a curated record
AUUGAAGGAGGAGCCUCUGCCGUAAUGCCAGUUGAUGAAUACUGGCUGUGUUUACCAGCCUCUCACGUUAGACCUUUUGUGCAGACGAUCAGAGUGGUGCAGUCUUGUCCCCAUUGUUGCUGGUUUCCAGGUGUUCUCCCUGUAGUCCCUGAGCCAUCGUGUGUACCUGCCAUGCUGCCAAGGGGCAGCCACAGUGCCGAGCCGCCUCCUCCACCUUCCUCCACUGCACCCCCUUCCUCAUCCCAAGUGUCCUAUUCUGCUGACCCUAAGCACUGCCUUUCGCCCCCUACAUCUGAUGAUAGGCAGGAGAAAAAUGUGCGAUGUGGGCUGGCUUAUCAGGAGGGCAGACUUCAAAAGCUCCUGAAAAUGAAUGGCUCUGAGGAUCUUCCCGAGUCCUAUGACUAUGACCUCAUCAUCAUUGGAGGGGGCUCAGGAGGACUGGCAGCUGCUAAGGAGGCAGCCAAAUAUAACAAGAAGGUGAUGGUCCUGGAUUUUGUCACUCCAACCCCUCUUGGAACUAGAUGGGGUCUCGGAGGAACAUGCGUGAAUGUGGGUUGCAUACCUAAAAAACUGAUGCACCAAGCGGCUUUGUUAGGGCAAGCCCUACGAGACUCUCGAAACUACGGAUGGAACGUCGAGGAGACGGUUAAACAUGACUGGGAAAAAAUGACAGAAGCUGUGCAGAAUCACAUUGGCUCUCUGAACUGGGGUUACCGCGUAGCUCUGCGGGAGAAGAAAGUCACCUAUGAGAACGCAUAUGGGCAGUUUGUUGGUCCUCAUAGGGUUAAGACAACAAAUAACAGAGGCAAAGAAAACAUUUAUACAGCAGAGAGAUUUCUCAUUGCCACUGGUGAAAGACCACGUUAUUUAGAUAUCCCUGGUGACAAAGAAUACUGCAUCAGCAGUGAUGAUCUUUUCUCCUUACCUUAUUGCCCGGGUAAGACCCUGGUGGUCGGAGCAUCCUAUGUUGCUUUGGAAUGUGCUGGAUUUCUUGCUGGCAUUGGUUUAGAUGUCACUGUUAUGGUACGGUCCAUUCUCCUUAGAGGAUUUGACCAGGACAUGGCCAACAAAAUUGGUGAACAUAUGGAAGAACAUGGUAUCAAGUUUAUAAAACAGUUUGUACCAAUAAAAGUUGAACAAAUUGAAGCAGGGACACCAGGUCGACUCAGAGUGGUAGCUCAGUCCACCACGGGUGACAAAACCAUCGAAGGAGAGUUUAACACGGUGUUGCUGGCAAUAGGAAGAGAUGCUUGCACAAGAAAAAUUGGCUUAGAAACCGUGGGGGUAAAGAUAAAUGAAAAGACUGGAAAAAUACCUGUCACAGAUGAAGAGCAGACCAACGUACCUUACAUCUAUGCCAUUGGUGACAUAUUGGAGGGAAAGCUGGAGCUCACCCCCGUAGCCAUCCAGGCAGGAAGAUUGCUGGCUCAGAGGCUUUAUGGUGGCUCCACUGUCAAGUGUGACUAUGAAAAUGUUCCAACAACUGUCUUUACUCCUUUGGAAUAUGGUGCUUGUGGUCUUUCUGAAGAGAAAGCUGUGGAGAAAUUUGGGGAAGAAAAUAUUGAGGUUUACCAUAGUUACUUUUGGCCGUUGGAAUGGACAGUUCCAUCAAGAGAUAACAACAAAUGUUACGCAAAAAUAGUCUGUAAUAUCAAAGACAAUGAGCGUGUUGUAGGCUUUCACGUACUGGGUCCAAAUGCUGGAGAAGUUACACAGGGCUUUGCAGCUGCAAUCAAGUGUGGACUGACCAAAGAGCAGCUGGACAGCACCAUCGGCAUCCACCCCGUCUGUGCAGAGAUAUUCACGACACUGUCGGUGACCAAGCGCUCUGGAGGAGACAUCCUCCAGGCUGGCUGCUGAGGUUAAGCCCCAGUGUGGAUGCUGUCGCCAGGACUCCAAACCACUGAUGCGUUUCCUUGCCCAAAUCCAAGGCGAAGUUUUCAGGAAGCUUCUUGGGCUUUGGCACCUGCGUGUGCUGUGCUUACCCCACCCAAGGCCCCCUUGGAUCUCAUGGGUAGGAGGUGGUGAAUGCAAGGCAGGCAGCAUCACACUGGGGUCACCAGGACUGACUCUAAACUGGUACUCGGCGGUGCAUCGAAGGGAUGCGUCCAUGACGUCACUGGCCUCAAAGCCCAUGCGGUGGGCAGUGAUGGAACAACUGUCGAAGCAGUUUUAGCAUGACCCUUCCUUUGUGGGUCGUCUUCUUCUCAUUGUCAAGCUUUCUAAAGUUGAGUAUUUUUUUCUUAUUUCUCUAAGGUGUUAAUGAUACUAGUGAUGAAAAAUGUUAGCAGUCAAUUUUUGUCCAGAAGCAAGUCAUGGUUAGAGUAUGCAAAUAAGGUGCCUAGUUGCUCGGAAGGCAUGAUUUGGCUCACUUGGAGGCCGCACACACUUGUCCCCGAAGGAGAACUGUCCUAGGACUCAAAUGUGCUGUUCUACUUGACUGACCUGCUGUUCAGCACUGUUUCACCUAGUGAGUUCUGUGUCCAAAACAAGUAAAUUUAUGAGUGACUCUAGCCAAAUUUGCCCCCACGUGCUACAUCACUGAUGAUUUUUAGUUCUGUUUAGGAAAGGAAAUGGCCACUUGGCCAGCCUGUUUGAAGUAAUACGCCAGUGCAGGGAACCUGGCAGUAUAGGACGGUUUCCACCAUUAUUCGUCAUGGAGGCAGAUGUACACCUUAUAUGGGAAAAAAUAGUAAAUGUCUUUAUCUAGUUCACUGUGUGCUGGUCUAAGUAAGCUGAGAUCUUUUGUAAUGGAAAACACUUGUUUAAAACUUUUUUUUUUUUUUGAUAGCUUUAGCUUUAAGCUAAAAACACAAGAUAGCACGGCUUUAUUUUUUGUGUGUAUUAGGUAUCUAUCGCUUCCUAAGAUCUACAUUCAUAGGAAAAUAGGUCUUUCCACACUUAUGAUUUAAUAAUUCUUUUGUAGUAAUUUUUUUAAGGAAGCUGUUAAUAUCAUAAGUUAUUAUUUUUGAACACAGGUGGAUGUGAAGGAUUUUCUUUUAAAAACCAAAUGGUUUUGACUUUUUCUGUUGAAUGAAUGACUGUACCUGGUGGAAUUUUGGCAGAAGUGUUUACACUCCGUUAGCAUUCCAGCUUGUAUUAUUACAAAGAGGUAUUAACUCCACAGUUAUGUAUUUCUCUAUAAAUAUACUGACUAAGGAUUAUAGUUAGGCAGUCUUCUCACUAUAGAAGCUGGAUUUGAAACACGUGCUGUGGACGUGGGGCCUCCCACCAGCAGUUAGCUCUCUGGCUGCUUUACCCUCCCCGCCCUCCGCUGUAUCUCUCAGCUACAAUACCGCGUGGUGGAUUCAGAGUACAUUUCUUGGUCUCCUCAGGGAACUCACACAUCUGCCUGGCAUUUAGUCAGCAGAGCUCCUAACCCUGAGCCACAGGGCUCUGCCUCACGGCCUCCUCCCAUCUGGUUAUGUGAAGAAAAUGGGAAAAGGAGAAAGGAGAGGAGAGUUGAGGCAAUUGACUGUGUUCAGUUUUAUUUAUUUUUUUAAUUUGUUUUUUCUCCAAGUCUGCCAAUCUCUGAAAUUAGAACAAUAGGCAGUAUGAGAUGAUCGUGCCUAAUCAUGUUGUGAUUCUCUCUUCGUGGAAUGGAAUGUUCUGCCCCCACAAGAAGGAUUUUACUUCAUAGACUUGUCUUGUUUAGAUUCUGUAAUUGCCCAGUGCAUUGAAACUUAUACUAAAUUUUAUGUUUUUUGUUAUAAUCCUCUGAAAAAAAAAACCAACGUGAAACAUUAAAAGGUAUUAACAUCCA